Molecule: messenger RNA, 4113 nt
Organism: Arachis duranensis
Lineage: Eukaryota; Viridiplantae; Streptophyta; Magnoliopsida; Fabales; Fabaceae
Exons: 8
Coding region: 1-4113 (1370 amino acids)
Molecular function (GO): nucleic acid binding; RNA-DNA hybrid ribonuclease activity
Source: RefSeq, a predicted model, not a curated record
AUGAACAUCAUUAGCUGGAACUGCAGGGGGGUAGGUAGCAAAACCUUCCCUUCUCUCAUCCGAGAUCUGAGACACGAGUAUAGCGCUAAUUUGUUCUUUCUGUUGGAAACUCAUGUGAAUGGUAUUCGGGGUAAUCAAAUUCGACAUAAGAUAGGCUUUGAUCAAUCUUUUGUCGUAGAUGCAACGGGACACGCUGGAGGAAUUUGGUGUCUCUGGGAUUCUUCUGUUUGGAAGGUGGACGUUCUGGAGCAUGACAAGCAGUUUGUUCACCUUAAGAUUACUGGUUGGCCUUACACCUGGAAAAGGGCUAAUCUGGCGGAGAGACUUGACAGAGGUUUAAGCAACCUAGAUUGGCAAAUUCAAUUCCCCGAGGCGAUUAUUAAGCAUAUGCCCAUGCUUAAAUCGGAUCAUUCCCCGAUCUGCCUACAACUUUUCCCAACUUUCUCCCAAAAUAGAAGGAGACGCCCAUUCCGAUUCUUAGCGGCAUGGAUCAGCCACCCAGAUUUUGGAAACGUGGUGAAUACAUCUUGGAAUAUUCAGGGUUCUUGGACUGAGGGGAUCUCGAACUUUAAAAGCAGAAUUACGGAUUGGAAUAGGUCAGUCUUUGGUAACAUCUUUCAGCGUAAGCAGAAAAUUCUUAGACGCCUCCAAGGUAUCAACUUGAGCUUGGGGCAAUCCCCAAACUCUUUUCUUGAGAAAUUGCAAAAAGAUCUAUGGGGGGAGUAUGAACAGACUCUUAACCAGGAAGAAAUGCUUUGGUUCCAAAAGUCUAGGAACAAGUGGAUCGAGUUCGGUGACCGAAACACUAAAUUCUUCCAUGGUUCCACCAUGAUUAGAAGACGCAAAAAUAUAAUUGUCUCUCUGCAGAAUGACACUGGUGAAUGGAUAAAUGAUAAGCCUACCCUUGAAAAUAUGGCAACUUCUUUUUUCAACAACCUCUACACUGAUAGCUCUCCCCAUACUCCCUUCUUUCUUCAAAACAUGUUCCCCAAUCUGAACAACACAGAAUCUCAUGCCUUGGGCCGGAAUGUAUCAAAUGAGGAAAUCAAAGAUGCCAUGUUUGACAUUGGGAGUUGGAAGGCUCUGGGAAGAGACGGAUUGCAAGCCAUCUUCUACCAAAGUCAGUGGAGUAAAAUAGGCAACGACGUAUGCAACCUAACCAAGAGUAUCUUCCUGCAACCAAAAAAGGUCAAAGAGGUUAAUGAAACCCUUAUCACCCUUAUCUCGAAAGUCGAACCUGUAUCUCACUUUAAGCAGUUAAGACCCAUCAGCCUUUGCAAUGUUUCUUAUAAAGUGGUUACAAAAAUUUUGGCUAAUAGAUUGAGAAGUGUUAUGAACAAGUUGGUUAGACCAAAUCAGUGCAGCUUUAUUCCUGGUAGACAGAGCGCCGACAACAUCAUCAUCACUCAAGAAGUUAUCCAUUCUAUGAGGAAUAAAAAAGGGGGAAAGGGUUGGAUGGCUAUAAAGAUCGACCUGGAAAAAGCUUACGAUAGACUUAAAUGGAGUUUUAUCAAGGAAACCCUCUUGGAUAUCGGGCUCCCAAAAAAUUUCAUUGAUCUAACCCUCUCCUGUAUUUCGACGGCCAGAAUGAGAGUCCUGUGGAAUGGAGAGGAACUCGAGGAAUUCUCACCUACUAGAGGCAUUAGACAAGGAGACCCCAUAUCUCCCUAUAUCUUUGUUCUUUGCAUUGAAAGGCUCUCCCAACUAAUCAGUAUAGCAGUGGAUCAAGACGUUUGGAAGCCUAUAUGUCUAAAGAAGGAUGGACCUCCUAUCUCCCAUCUGUGCUUUGCAGAUGAUAUCAUUCUUUUUGCAGAAGCCAAAGUCGACCAAGCCAAUAUCAUCAAUAAGUGUCUAGAAGCCUUCUGUCAAAGCUCUGGCCAGAAUGUCAGCAAAGAGAAAACUAGAAUCUUCUUCUCUAAAAAUGUGGGGCACAUGGUUCGCACAGAGAUAAGUAAUGUCCUACAGUUUGCUAGAACUGAUGAUCUGGGAAAGUACUUGGGGGUGCCCGUUCUUCAUUCUAAAGUAACAAAACAUACCUUUGAAGGCAUCAUAAACAAACUCCAUGCCAGACUAAAUUCGUCGAAAGCUUCCUCUCUCUCCCUGGCUGGAAGAACUACUCUGGUGAAAUCUGUUCUUUCUUCAAUGCCUUUGUAUAAUAUGCAAUCUGCUAUAUUACCUGCCUCUACUUGUAAUACUAUUGAUCGUAUUUGCAGGAAUUUUAUUUGGGGCGACACUGAUCAAAAUAAGAAGAUACACCUUCUUAACUGGAAGAUGAUCUGUGAGCCGAAACACACUGGUGGAUUGGGUAUUAGACAUGCAAGCCUUGGCAACAAAGCCUUUAUGAUGAAAGCCGGUUGGGGACUGAUAGCUAAAAAAGACGACCUUUGGGCUAAAGUCCUCCGGUCAAAGUAUGGUUGUGGCAAUGACACUAUGCCCAGAGUAGAAAGAAAAAGGAGUAAUUCCAAUAUCUGGAGAGGUAUCUGUGCUUCCUGGGAGAACGUUGAGCGCAAUUGCAUCUGGAGAGUUGGAGAUGGAACCCGAAUCCGCUUCUGGGACCAUCACUGGGCUCCGGGGGCAGGACGUCUGAGUGAUUCUUUAAGUCAGGUAAGUAGUGGUUUCAACUCUACUGAGUUACUGAUGGAUUUUUGUGAUAUUUCAGGUCAUUGGGAUGUGGGAAAGCUCCAAGGGAUGCUGCCCGAGGAUAUUGUUCAGAGAAUCACAGCCAUUUCUCCUCCGUCCCCGUGGAAGGAAGCUGAUCAUAUUGCCUGGGAGCCUUCCUCAGACGGAAUUUUCAGCACUAAAACAGCUUACCAGGUGAUUAUGGAGGAACAACACACUCAAAAUCAGAACUUCCGGUUGGUCUGGAGGUGGCAGGGCCCGGAAAGGAUAAGAACUUUCCUGUGGCUGGCGACCCAUAAUGUAAUCCUCACGAACUCAGAAAGGAAACGGAGACAUUUAACAAAUGAUGACUCCUGCCCAAGAUGCCGUUGUCAUGAAGAAUCUACCAUCCAUGUGCUUCGGGACUGUUUCUAUGCCAAAAGCAUUUGGAGAAAGCUCUUCCCUCCAAUUGGGAUAAAUUCCUUUUUUAAUACCGACCUCAACGAGUGGCUGCUUCAAAACCUGAAAUCCAAUAACAAGUGGAGUUGUUUAUUCGGUGUUGCAGUGUCAACUAUGUGGUAUCUUCGUAACAAGCUGGUUUUUAAUGGUGAGUCAGUUUUAGUCACAACAGCUGUAAACCAGAUACGAGCGCGAUCAGAGGAAUUUGGCAGAGUGGUCCAAACCAACUUAACAUUGCGAAAUAACCAUAACUCUGGCGCCAGCAAUAUAAGAUGGUCUCGACCCGAGAAAGGAUACAUUAAGGUUAAUGUUGAUGGUUCCUGGUUUAGCCACAAGAAUAAUGCUGCUUGUGGCGGUGUCUUCAGGGAUGCGAACGGGAAGUUUAUGUCGAGAUUUGCAGUAAUUCAUGGGCUUAACAUUGCUACAACUAACGGUUAUCAUAACCUUGUUGUGGAGUCCGACUCGGCUGCUGCGAUUAACUUUAUCAAUCGCGGUUGCCCCCCAACUCACCCUGGUGCUCCACUGGCCCUCCCUUGUAUUAGUUAUGCACUUUUCUGUGACUGUAUUGAUGGCACCAGGAACAUUAUGUAUGGUACUAGACUCUUGAUAAAUCCAGAUGUUCCUGAGGCUGUGAUGCUUCGAAAAAACGUGUACUAUAGAGAGAUCUCGCAGUACUUGUCUGUGUUUUCUGGCAAACCGGCGUAUGUUAAUGCAGAUGAAGUUUUAUAUUCCAUUGAGAGGAAGACAAUAAAGGAGUUACGUGUGGCUGCGGAUGUUGGAUUUUAUAUUAUUCUGGCCACUGUUCUUGAUGUUGAACAUGUUCUAAGUUGGUGGUAUAAAUCUUGUGUUUGCAGCGUGAAGGCAGAAGCUAAUGCGGAUACAUACUUCUGCGAUAACUGUAAUAAGGACGUGAAUAAUGUGAUUAAUAGUAUGACAACUGAGUAUCUAAAGAGAGUUCAUUCAGAAAAUGUGUGGGAUAUAGAAAAUCCUAUUUAUCAAUGUCAACACUGUAAAGCAUGGAUGUGGUCUAAAGAAAGGCUUGCUAAAUUCAAAUAG